Messenger RNA from Dreissena polymorpha, 1227 nucleotides. RefSeq lists its product as uncharacterized. The record is from RefSeq and is a predicted model, not a curated record. The coding region runs from base 1 to 1227 and encodes 408 amino acids. The transcript has a single exon. Gene Ontology annotation, molecular function: catalytic activity. NCBI's taxonomy places the organism in Eukaryota, Metazoa, Mollusca, Bivalvia, Myida, Dreissenidae.
AUGGAACGCAGAAGGAGUCUUCAAUACAAGACAGAAUUAGAGCAUACCCUUCAUGAACACGACAUUAAUGUCUGCAGCAUUCAGGAAACUCAUCUGCAGCCAGCUAAAUCCUUCAAGGUCAGAGGAUACCAGAGUUUCCGAUGUGACAGAGAAGGCAGAAAGAAAGGAGGCAUCCUGAAAUCAGUCCGGAACAACAUCAAUGCUGUUCAGACUAAAACGCAUAUGGAUGACUCUGAAUUCCAGGUUCUGAGUCUCAGGAAGAACGAUUUCAAUCUGAAGCUUGUGAAUCCCUAUUCUCCAAAUGACAAGGCUCUUUCCCUAGACAGUAUCCCAACAGAAGAUUCUAACUUCAUUGUAGUUGGCGACUUCAACAGUCAUUCACAAAGCUGGGGAUAUGACCACAUGGACCGACGGGGAGAGGAAGUAGAGGAAUGGCAAGAUGACAACAAGCUUAAUCUUAUCAACCAGCCUGAAGAUCUGGCAACUUUCUACUCCAGGAGAUGGCAUACAACGUCGACCCCUGACCUAGCUUUCUGCACUGGAGAUAUCCAUGGGCAUAUCAAGAGAGAAGUCUGUGAUCAACUAGGAGGAAGCGACCAUCGCCCAGUUCUCAUUAUCAUGAACCAGUCUACCUCUUCAUCCUCAAGCAUCCACAGAUGGAAUUACAUGAAGGCCGACUGGACCUUAUACAAACGUCUGAGUGAUGACCUCUGCAAAGAGAUAAAAGUGGAUGGUAGAGAUAUUAACAAAGUUGUGAAAGACUUAAAUGCAUGCAUACUGAACGCAGCACAGAAGGCGAUACAACGCGGUGCCAGAAAAGACUACAAGCCAUACUGGAGUGAGGAGUUGGAAGACCUCCAGACCAAGUUGACAGAAGCCAGAGUGGAAGCAGAAAGCAACCCUUCACAAGAAAGCAACCUCUCACUACAGCGAGCCAAGGCCAAAUUCCUGCGGCACAAACUUGAAGCCCAGAGAAAGAGCUGGAGAAACAAAACAGCAUCACUCAACCUUGAGCGAGAUGGCCAGAAGCUGUGGAGGUUAACGAAACAGCUGAAUGACGAUGAAGUUCAAGCGAGAGGCUCAGUAACUCUGGAAGAGAAUGGAGAGCUGCUGACUGGUAAACAAGCGGCAAAUAUCUUUGCCAGCAACUACAAAGAUGUCAGUGACAUCCAUGUCAGUAGAGAAAGACAGAGAGAACUAAGAACAAAGGGGCAGGAAAACAGAUGA